Molecule: messenger RNA, 228 nt
Organism: Cylicocyclus nassatus
Lineage: Eukaryota; Metazoa; Nematoda; Chromadorea; Rhabditida; Strongylidae
Source: the annotation of a GenBank genome assembly
UCGAUUUUUUGUUCAGAACAGCCUAACGUUUCGGUGCCCAGCUUCGUCGGAACCUCGGCAGUCUUCGAAAAUCGAAGCACCAACUCGGAGUGCCGCCCCUUGCUCUAUUGCCGAUACAUAGAUAAUUGCUUUAUCAUCUUCGCGCUCAGGGAAAAGCCCAACAGCGAAUGGCUACCGUUUCUGAAUGUACAAAUCAGUAUCUCUCCGAGUGUGUGUGCGACAAAAUGG